Aspergillus clavatus NRRL 1 is the source of this 2025-nucleotide messenger RNA. Its product is annotated as DNA-directed DNA polymerase eta. The record is from RefSeq and is a predicted model, not a curated record. The coding region runs from base 1 to 2025 and encodes 674 amino acids. Gene Ontology annotation, biological process: response to radiation; error-prone translesion synthesis. Lineage: Eukaryota; Fungi; Ascomycota; Eurotiomycetes; Eurotiales; Aspergillaceae. Gene Ontology annotation, cellular component: site of double-strand break; replication fork; nucleus. Gene Ontology annotation, molecular function: damaged DNA binding; DNA-directed DNA polymerase activity. The transcript has a single exon.
AUGUCUCGCUCGCCCUCGGAACCCUGUGCCACACCAGCCUCGUCACCCAGCAGUUCACUGAAGCACCGUUCUCAGUAUACGUACCGGCAACUACAGCUUCUUCGCCAGGGUUCCACUGCGACUCCACUAAGAGUGAUCGCCCACAUCGACCUCGAUGCCUUCUAUGCGCAAUGUGAGAUGGUGCGGCUGGCAAAGCCACGCGAGACACCUCUCGCUGUGCGGCAGUGGGACUCGCUCAUCGCAAUUAACUAUCCUGCUCGAUCGUUUGGAAUCACUCGAAUGAUGUCUGCCGACGAAGCGAGAAAACACUGUCCCGAGAUUGUUCUGCAGCAUGUCGCGACCUUCCGGGAAGGGGAAGGCGGACAGUGGGCGUACAGGGACGACGCGUUCAAGAACAUCAGCACGGACAAAGUAUGCCUGGAUCCGUACCGGGCGGAAUCUCGGAAGAUUCUGAAGUUCACAAAGGAAGAGCUGUCGAGGUGGCAUGCAGACCUGGUGGACGGCGAACGCGGCGCCGGCGCGCAGUUUCAGAUACAACCUGCUAGUCUUGAAAAAGCCAGUAUUGACGAGGUCUUCAUUGACCUGUCGCCGUUGGUCUAUGGGGUUCUACUCCAGCGGUACCCGGAGCUCCGUGCUGGGUCGCAAGAUGACGACCGCUUCACACCACUGCCUCGUCCUCCAACCACAGCAUUGGAGUGGAAUCCAGAGGAUUGCCUGAUAGAUCUGGAUGAGAACGAGACCGAGGUCGAUGAUCCUGAUUGGGAUGAUAUUGCCAUGCUCAUAGGGUCAGAGAUCGUACGAUCCGUUCGAAAAUUUGUCUGGGAUAAGCUCAAAUAUACGUGUUCCGGGGGUGUUGCCAGAAACAAAAUGAUGGCCAAGUUGGGGAGCGCUUGCAACAAGCCGAACAAGCAGACAAUCGUUCGGAACCGUGCGGUCCAGAAUUUCCUUGGGGGUUACAAGUUCACCAAAAUCCGGAUGCUUGGAGGCAAAUUGGGAGACCAGAUCACCGCUUCUUUUGGCACAGAGCAAGUGAGCGAUCUCCUAAAGGUGUCUCAUGAACAACUCCGGGCCAAGCUUGACGAUGAUACCGCCAGCUGGCUAUAUGGGAUAAUUCGAGGCGAGGACAAGAGUGAGGUGAAUCCAAGGACUCAGAUCAAGUCGAUGUUAUCCGCAAAAUCAUUCAGACCGAGCAUCAAUUCUGUAGACCAGGCCGAGAAAUGGCUGCGGAUCUUUGCUGCCGAUAUCUAUGGCCGCCUGGUCGAGGAAGGCGUGCUUGAAAAUAGACGCCGCCCGAGGACGGUUUCGUUGCAUCACAGACAAGGUGCUCAAGUACGCUCCAAGCAACUCCCUAUUCCUGGUUCCGCCACAAUCGACGAGAGUUUGUUGUUCGAACUCGGUAGAACAUUGCUUCGGCAGGUCAUUGUUGAUGGUCGCGCGUGGCCUUGUGCGAACCUCUCCUUGAGCGUGGGCGGAUUCGAAGAUGGUGUGAGCAAGAACAAGGCGAUUGACAGCUUCUUGAUCCGUGGCGAACAGGCCAAAAAUGUUGUUCAGCCCAUCAGAAAUCAAGAUAUAAUUGGAACGAUGGACACACACCAGCAUGACGACAAACGAAGGAAGGCCGAGGUCAACGGUAUUAGACGAUUCUUCAGUAUUCCUCCUGACACUAUCCAAGAAGCCGUCUCUCCGGAUUUGAAUACGAUCCAGCAUGAUAGAAAGAAAGAGGAGGGCAGCGAUCAUAUCCCCCAUCAUGAGCAACCCUCGCGGAGUGAACAGCCAGUGGCAGCUCAGGAGGCUUUAUAUACCUGCAAUCGAUGCCGGCAAUCUCUUCCGAUCGAUGGAAGGAACGAGCAUGAUGAUUGGCAUUUUGCCAAAGAUUUGGAGAUUGAGGAGCGACAAGCAGCUAGAAAUGAUCAACAGGCCUCGCGCUCAGUGAGUGACGCUGGCUCGUCCCAACCUCGUGGCAGAGCUGCCCGCACUGCUCGCGGAAGGUCUGAAAAAGGGCAGACCCGACUCAGUUUUGGAUGA